Messenger RNA from Arabidopsis arenosa, 448 nucleotides. NCBI's taxonomy places the organism in Eukaryota, Viridiplantae, Streptophyta, Magnoliopsida, Brassicales, Brassicaceae. The record is from the annotation of a GenBank genome assembly.
AAGCAGUAACCAAAACAGAGAAUCAAAACAAUGGCUUUCUUCCCCGCCGCGACAUCUCUUCUCCUCCUCGUCCUCUCUGUUUCCUCUCCUUAUGUUCAUGGAAACAUUGUACCAGCCGACGAGUGCACCACCCUUGUUGUUACCCUGUUACCAUGUGUAUCAUUUAUAACGAUCGGGAGUACGGUGGAUACACCCUCAAGUUCGUGCUGCUCCAGUCUCAAGAAUAUUCUCGAUACGAAACCGGAAUGUCUAUGCGAGGGGUUGAAGAACAGUGCCUCUUACGGAAUCAAACUUAACGUUACUAAGGCUACUACUCUUCCCGUUGCUUGUAAAGUUAAUGCUCCUCCGGCGUCAGCUUGUGGUGCAUGUUAGAUUUCUCCUUCAUCUCUCUGUUUUUCUUCUUGAUUUUUAUGGAUUAUGAUCCUUACGAUAAAUCAGAUUAAUAGAG